GGAACAUCUCAUGGUAAUGUAAAAGAAGCAAAAGAUAUUUAAUAAAGCCAUGCAAAAUCAACAAGUCAGCAGAUGGCCUUUUGGGCAGGAGCAGUUCACAUGCCAAAUCUGCAAAUUUUCGUGUGACACAUUUUCUAGACUCCAGGCCCAUUUCCAAGAGAAGAAUCAUAACCCGGGUACCAAUGCACAGGCAGUAUGGAGUGAAAGACCACUUAAUAAGCCAGGAUGGUGGAACAACAAACCCCAAAAAUCUAUGCAUUCCCUAAGAGAUUAUAUAAAUAGACCAGACAGAGAGCCUCUCAUUGGGUUGGAAUAUGUCACUGAAUACAAACAAAAGAAAACAGAUAAAAUUGAGACAAAAUACAAAUGUGAGAUCUGUGAUGUGGAUUCCGAGUUAGCUCCCAUGAUAGAGCAUCUUACGGGCUCGAGACAUAGGAAGCUAUAUUUGGCAAGAGAGUAUCCAUUUGUGUUGAAAGCUCCAUUCAACAAAGACCUGGCUUCGUUCAUGAAGAGAAUGGCUCUAGAAAUUGAGCAGGAAGAGGGGAUCAAGAUGUACAAGAUUGAUCCGGCAACCAAACUGGAAUCAUUGCUGACUUUAAAAGUACCUCAGCUGAAAAAAUCACAAAGGAAAUCAAGGUGGGAUAUUGAAGGAAAUAGUGAAUCAAGAAAGAAGAAAGCUUUAGAAUAUUUGGAAAACUUUAAUAUUGAAUCAGAGUCCGAAGCAACUAAAGUUACAAAUCUCACAGAUAAGUUAACAGAAGGCUUAAAAGUAUACACUGCAAAAGCGAAUGAAGAAUCUCUUUUUCCUGCUAGAGUUGCAAAAGCAAAAGAUGUGGCUGUAGCAAUAAUACAGAAUUCAUUGAUGGAACGAAAUACUGUUAAAUCGAGCCAGAAGAAAAUGCCAGGGAACAACCCGCCAUUCAACCCAAACACUGCAGAAAAUAUGAUAAUGAAACAGAGCUUGGGCGCUCAAGGUCACCUUCCAAAUCCAAUUAUUCAUGGCACAGGGACAAACCAGCUGAUGAAUUUGGGAACUCCACUACAUGAAAACAAUAGUAGUAUUAGUUUCAUCCAAAGGCCAAAUCAAUUGGAAGGCUUUUUGCCUAAUCCUAGAGACAAUAUUCAGAACUGCCCUCAACCUGAACUUGUUCCUGAAAAUGAAUUGAGCUCAGAAGAUAUUGUAUUUUUCAAAAAAUUAAGGACAUUAUUGAAUGCUUUACCCACAGACAACCAGAACACUGGAAACAUGCAGCUGGAUAAAAAACUAAUGUUGUUAAAAACAUUGUUGCAAGAUAAUAAUCCAAACAUGGACACUGCACAAGUAAACCAGGAUCUGAUGACACAACUUGCUUCCUUGGUCAGGGAUAAUACAGCUCCAGGUGGACUUGGCAUGGGAAAUCCAAACUUGAAUUCACUAAUGCAGGUGGCUUCUUUGCUCCAAAACACAUUUAAUACCCCAAUGGGAGAUCGUUCUGCAUUGCUAACAGGACAGAACUUCCAGAAUUACCCUGACACAUCUAAACAAGGUUUUGGGGAUCUUGAAUACCGUAACACAAUGGGUGACACUCGUAAUACAGGCUUCCAUGGAUCUGAGGACGCUCCAUAUGCCUCUGCAUAUGACAAUACUGUUUUGGAAAGGGAUCCUUAUCCUGAUCCACAUGCAUCUGAUACUGAUCCGUAUGAUAAUCAAAAUGACCCAUCCUACAGUGACCCUUAUGUGACAACACGAGUUAAUGAUUAUCAGUAUGAUGAUUAUAGAGAACAACCUCUACCAUAUACAAGAGUAUCUUUGCCUCCCAGAACAUCUGCCACGUCUCACUCAUCUGAAAAUUACAGAGAUGCAGAGGAAGAUUUUAACCGGGAAGGGAUUCCAAGGCAUGAUGUUUUUCAUAAAGACAUGAUGUCCAGUUACCAGCCAAACCAGAGAUUUUCACCAGGCAGGCUCAACAGGGCUCAUUCAUCUCACUUAAUUGAAAGGAGGCGAGACCUGACACCACCACCACAGAUGAAGCCUCAUGAUCUAGAUUAUCACUCAAGACCAAUUCAUCUUUCUGAAAGAUUUCUUGGUGAAUCUAGCUUACGUGAAAGAGACCUAGUACCUCAAAUAUUUGAUUAUCAAGCCAAGCGCGCCAGGCUAGACCGUGAUCGUAUUUCACCUCCUUCAGAAAGGGGUCUAUACGACUCGAGACAGCCAUCAUUAGAUGUUAAUACAGCAGGCUUGUCAGCAGAAAUACUAAAAAAGAUUAGAGGAAAGGAUUUGUUUACCGUGUCAGCAAUACUUGCCGAAUAUGCAGAAACACAGAAGUUGAAAUAA
Molecule: messenger RNA, 2314 nt
Organism: Spea bombifrons (plains spadefoot toad)
Lineage: Eukaryota; Metazoa; Chordata; Amphibia; Anura; Pelobatidae
Exons: 14
Coding region: 50-2314 (754 amino acids)
Cellular component (GO): precatalytic spliceosome
Molecular function (GO): single-stranded RNA binding; double-stranded RNA binding
Source: RefSeq, a predicted model, not a curated record